Messenger RNA from Danaus chrysippus (African queen), 1038 nucleotides. The record is from the annotation of a GenBank genome assembly. Lineage: Eukaryota; Metazoa; Arthropoda; Insecta; Lepidoptera; Nymphalidae.
AUGACGGAACAUCUGGAGCUCCAACAUCUAGUGGACCUUUCGGUCGGAAGUGGUGAUGAAUCAAUGCCGAACUUGCUGGAAAACAGAAGACCUCUCUCCAAAAGAUGCCCCUACCUGGGUUUGAUGCUGGCGAUGCUUUCCUCACUCUUCUUCUCCCUAUGCUCUGUGAUAGUCAAAAGCCUGGUAAACAUAGACCCGAUGCAGCUCGCAAUGUUUCGGUUCAUGGGAGUUUUGUUGCCGACUGUACCGAUCAUAAUUUACACCGAACAAACUGUAUUCCCUGAAGGUAAACGCUUGCUGCUGUUCUUACGUUCCAUCGUGGGUACCGUGGGGCUCAUGUUGAGUUUCUAUGCGUUCCGUAACAUGCCGUUAGCGGACGCGUCGGUCAUUGUGUUCUCUGUACCCGUGUUCGUAGCUUUGUUUGCGAGAGUAUUCUUAAAGGAGCCGUGUGGUAUCUGGAACACCCUGUCUAUAAUGUUGACACUCAUUGGAGUUAUUCUAAUAACUCGGCCACCGUUUAUAUUUGGUGAAACGAAGGUUGAAAACAAUCAGAACUAUAACAGCCUACGUGGAGCUAUAGCAGCAUUUGUUUCAACGAUAUUCGGUGCCAAUGCAUAUGUGCUACUGAGAGUGCUUAAAGGCUUGCAUUUUUCGGUGAUUAUGACUAAUUUUGGUGCUAUUGCAACGAUGCAGACAUUGUUUUUUUCCAUCAUGUUUGGGGUUCUUUGUAUGCCGAACUGUGGUACGGAGAGAUUCCUAGUUCUAUGCCUUGCUAUAUUCAGUUAUCUGGGACAGAUACUUCUGACCAUGUCCCUACAAAUGGAGCAAGCCGGUCCUGUAGCUAUCGCUCGUUCAGCUGACAUAGUGUUUGCAUUCUUUUGGCAAGUUAUGUUUUUCAAUGAAAUACCUAGCAAGUAUUCAAUAUGCGGUGCGAUUCUAGUAUUAAGUUCGGUAUUACUUGUCGGUUUAAGGAAAUGGGCAUUAUCAUUGCCGGCUGAUUCACGAUUGAAGCACAGACUGGGUGUUUUGGCUCAAUAA